Molecule: messenger RNA, 2494 nt
Organism: Juglans regia (Persian walnut)
Lineage: Eukaryota; Viridiplantae; Streptophyta; Magnoliopsida; Fagales; Juglandaceae
Product: KH domain-containing protein HEN4-like
Exons: 8
Coding region: 158-1807 (549 amino acids)
Biological process (GO): regulation of gene expression
Cellular component (GO): nucleus; cytoplasm
Molecular function (GO): mRNA binding
Source: RefSeq, a predicted model, not a curated record
UGGUCAAAACCCUAGAAAUCAAUAACGCAGAGAACGUAGCCAGAUUUCUCUUCACGCGAACUCUCAUCAGACACUCGUCACCCGCACAGAUUUUGUUCCCACCAAAUAUUUACCCAUUCAUUAGAUCAAGUAACAGAAUAUCAAUUCAGUUCUUCUAAUGGCUGGUCAGAGGAACACUUAUGGCAAGAGAACCCAUUCUCAGUCUGACUAUUCAGACAACGGAGGGAGUAAAAGGAGGAAUCCUGGUGAUGAUAGAGAUCAAUUUGUUAUUGAUUCAGAAGAUACUGUUUACCGGUACUUGUGCCCUGUAAGAAAGAUUGGAAGUGUUAUUGGUAGGGGAGGAGAAAUUGUCAAGCAGUUGAGGGCAGACACUAAAUCGAAGAUUAGGAUUGGCGAGACAGUGCCGGGAUGUGAUGAGCGUGUUGUUACUAUCUACAGCUCCAGUGAGGAGACUAAUGCCUUUGAAGACAGUGGUAAUCAUGUUUGUCCGGCACAGGAAGCUCUUUUCAAGGUACAUGAUAGAGUUGUUGCUGAAGAUUUGCAUGAUGAUGAGGACUCUGAUGGAGGUCACCAAGUUACUGCUCGGCUUCUUGUUCCAUCUGAUCAGAUUGGCUGUGUCAUUGGAAAAGGCGGACAGAUUGUUCAGAAUAUUCGUGGUGAGACUGGAGCCCAAAUUCGCAUUCUUAAGGAUGAACAUUUGCCUCCUUGUGCCUUGAGCUCUGAUGAGCUCGUUCAGAUAUCUGGGGAAGCCCCUGUUGUGAAGAAGGCUCUGCAUCAAAUCGCAUCUCGCCUGCAUGAUAAUCCAUCACGAUCUCAGCACUUGCUUACUUCUGCUAUGUCCAAUGUGUAUGCAUCUGGUGGUUCGUUAAUGGGUCCAAGUGCUGGUGCUCCAAUUGUGGGCAUAGCGCCGCUGAUGGGUCCUUAUGGAGGAUACAAGGGUGAUACUGGAGACUGGUCGCGCUCCUUAUACUCGGCUCCAAGGGAUGAAGCAUCUUCAAAAGAAUUUUCUCUUCGUCUAGUUUGUCCCACUGGCAACAUUGGAGGUGUGAUUGGCAAGGGUGGUGUCAUAAUCAAUCAGAUCAGACAGGAGUCUGGGGCAGUAAUUAAAGUUGAUAGUUCCACUGCUGAAGGAGAUGACUGCUUAAUAACUAUCUCAGCAAAGGAGUUCUUCGAAGAAACGUAUUCUCCCACCAUACAAGCAGCUGUGCGCUUGCAACCCAGGUGCAGCGAGAAAGUUGAAAGAGAUUCAGGAGCUGUCUCAUUCACAACCCGCUUACUUGUCCCGACGUCACGAAUUGGCUGCCUUAUUGGUAAAGGAGGAUCUAUUGUAACAGAGAUGAGGAGACUUACCAAAGCUAAUAUUCGCAUACUCUCAAAGGAAAACCUUCCCAAGGUUGCAUCUGAAGAUGAUGAGAUGGUGCAGAUUUCUGGAGACCUAGAUAUUGCCAAGGAUGCUCUUAUACAAGUAGUUACACGAUUGAGAGCUAAUGUUUUUGAUAGAGAGGGUGCAGUGUCUGCAUUCCUUCCUGUUCUGCCUUAUCUGCCUGUGUCAGCAGAAGGUUCCGAUGGUAUAAAUUAUGAGAAUAGAGAUAGUAAAAGACAUGGACGAGGACAUUCUUAUUCUGGUGGUUAUGGUGGCUCAGGUGACUUGGCAGCUGCUGACAGUUAUGGAGGUUAUGGUGGCUCUCAGAUUGGAGGUAGUGGCAGUGCUUAUGGAGCUUAUGGCAGUUAUUCUUCAGGGCGUACUGGUAGCUCUGGGUUGUCAGGCCAGACCCCUGUUUCUCGUCGGAGAAACUAUGGUUACUAGUGUUUGUUGGUUGGUGCCUGCAGUGGAACUGCUUGACAAAAGCAUUGACUAAUGAUAGUACGGCAGAAUAUUUUACUGAAGUUGCGGCAACAUUAUUAGCUAGGCAUGGGUUGGUGAUUAUGGAGACAUCUGUUUUAAGGAUAGGAUCAGGUGUGCACCCAAUAGUGUUUAUCUUUCAGCUCCAAUGAUGUGUGUGGCUGUACUACUGAAACUCAUGCUUUUUUAAAAGUUCUAUUUGGCAGUUGCAUUGGCUUCCUGGCGGUUUCAUUUUAAAAAUGAAAUAUAUAGUGAUACUGAUGGAGUUCAUGGCUGAAGUCGGUUAUAAAGAUGCCAGCUUUUAAGGUCUGGUUGCUGGGAAAUUUUUUUGGUGCAUGCUUUUGGAGGCGGAUUUGGAGAUUUCUUGCGUGUAGUUGAUAAAUAAUGAUUCUUGGGACUUGUUAAAAAAAGGUUAAUACAUCAUGAUCCUUGGGGUAGGUCAGAUCUCUUCACAACCCCGUAAAGAGUGGGCUCAAUGGGAUGCAAAUUUCUAGCUCACCAAAUGUUAAUAUAAGUUUCAUGUGCUAUUCCUUUUGCAGGUUCCACAAGUAUCGUCUUCAUAGAAGGCAGGUACAACCUGAGAAUGAACAUCGUAAACAGGCAAGUUCCAAUUUGGUUUGUUGAGAAUUCAAAUUGCCUUUCAAUUUUUCA